AUGGCUCCUACACAACAACCUCACGUUGCGGCUCAGCUCCGCCAACUUAUCUACUAUCACCUGGACAACAACCUGCUCAAGAACGCCCUCUUCCUUGCUUCCCGUCUCGUCGCCUAUGAACCUCGCUCCCCCGAAGCGGCCUACUUGCUCGCAUCCUGUCAAUUGCAAUCAGGGUUCCUGAAGGCUGCAUGGGACACUUCACGCGCCGCCGCCGUGAAAGGUACCCACUUGGGAUGCAGUUACAUUUUCGCUCAGUCUUCUCUCGAGCUCGGUCGGAUUGUCGAAGGUCUCACGGCCUUGGAAAUGUGCAAACACCUCUGGCAGAACAGAAACACGUGGGGUCAGCACAACGAGUCGAGACGCCAGCAUCUUCCUGAUGCCGCGGCCAUCCUAUGCCUCAAAGGCAAGCUCUGGAAGGCACAUAAAAAUCUGAACCAGGCUGUCGAGUGUUGGGCGGCGUCUCUGAAACUGAACCCGUUCAUGUGGGAUGCCUUCACCGAGUUAUGCGAUUCAGGCGCGAAGAUUAGUGUGCCGAAUAUCUACAAGCUGAAUAAUGAGAUGGUAGCGGCCGCGCAUUCAGCACAACAGCAGAGCGUAAGGGUUGAGAACGUACCGGCCGAGAAGGGAGCACCAUCAGAUCCAUUUGUCUCGACACAAAAGUCAAGUCUGCAGCAACAAUCGGGCAACUCAGUGCUAUGGGAAAAGCUCAAUGGAAGCAAAAUGAGCGUCAACACGGUCAGCACGAUUUUGGAUGAGGAGGGUCUUGCUACUUCCUCAACAGAGGCCGAAGCGGAAGGUGUCCUUCACGGCGCGCCACUCAACAACCAAUUUCACGAACCACCGCCGGCCCCAGUCAGAAAAGCCAAGGCCUUGACGGAAACACAGACAGAUCCCCCUCCUAGGUGGAAGUCAGGAUCUACUCGGAUAAGGGCAAAAGCAAAAGGUUCAUCGGAUGAUUCUACUACCGUCUUACAAGAUCCCCCUCCGCAGCCACUACCGGCAGCACCGUCUAAGAGAACGGUCUCGGGCCAGCUUGCGCCAACGUCGUCUCAUGCUGCUCCCUCAAGCAUUGCCGAAGGAACGAGAAGAAGCAAUCGACUGCUCAACACCACCAGACCACCCAGUGCGACCAGCACGGCUGGGAGCAAGAUUUCGUCUCUGGCGAAUACGCUCGGUCUACGAGAAGGACGGGAUAUCAGAAAAGCGAAGGCCCCAGCCCCGAAGGGCAGGACAGCAAACACAUCGACCGUGGGCAGAGUCGUGAGCGGGAAUAGAACGAGGACCGGAUCGUCAGAUCAAAUGGAUGUGGACACGAAAGAACAGAAAAAUAUGCCGAACGCCAACGCAGCUCCUCCAGUACCGCCUCUCCCAAACCACAAAACACGAGCACCGUCGACCGCGGAUAGAGAAAUCGAAGCACUCCAGACGCUCUUAGACCUGUGCGGGAGAAUUGCUUCUGCUCAGCUCUGCCUGUCCAAUUAUGACUGUCAAACCGCCAUCCAGGUAUUGAAUGCCCUUCCUUCGUCACAACGUGAAACGCCUUAUGUCCUCAGUCAAAUUGCCAAAGCGUACUACGAACAGGCCUCGUACACCGAGGCAGAGAAAUUCUUCAUCCGCGUGCAUCAACUCGCCCCCAAUCGUCUCGAAGACAUGGAAGUCUACUCCACCGUUCUCUGGCACUUGAAAUCAGAGAUUGAACUUGCCUACCUGGCGCAUGAGCUCAUCGAAAUUGACCGAUUAUCCCCUCAAGCGUGGUGCGCGAUCGGGAAUUCCUUUUCUCUCCAGCGCGAACAUGAACAGGCGCUGAAAUGCUUCAAGCGCUCGACCCAACUCGACUCACAAUUCGCGUACGGAUUCACGCUCCAGGGUCACGAAUACAUCGCCAAUGAGGAAUAUGAGAAAGCACUGGAAGCCUACCGAGCCGCCAUCGCCGCAGAUGGCAGACAUUACAAUGCAUGGUAUGGGUUAGGAAAGGUUUACGAGAAACUGGGCAAGUGGAAUAUUGCGGAGCAGCAUUACCGAACGGCAGCCAGGAUCAAUCCCACCAACGCCGUGUUAAUCUGCUGUAUCGGCCUGGUUCUCGAAAAACAGAAACAUCCCGAAGACGCCCUACUUAUGUACACUCGCGCAUGCAGCCUGGCGCCUCAGUCGGCCUUGAGUCGAUUCAAGAAGGCAAGAUGUUUGAUGAGCCUAGGGCGUCCGAGGGAAGCGCUUGUCGAACUGAUGAUCUUGAGGGAUGUGGUACCGGAUGAGGCGAAUGUGUGGUUCUUGAUGGGACGGCUAUACAAGACCUUGAGAGACAAAGGUAAUGCGGUGAGGGCCUUUACGAUGGCGCUAAACCUGGAUCCAAAGGCCGCUCAGUUCAUCAAAGACGCAAUGGAGAGUCUGGAUGAUGAUGACGACGACGACGAUGAGGAUGAAGACAUGGAGUGA
This is a messenger RNA of Fonsecaea erecta, 2433 nucleotides long. RefSeq lists its product as hypothetical. The transcript has 2 exons. Gene Ontology annotation, molecular function: protein binding. The record is from RefSeq and is a predicted model, not a curated record. Bases 1 to 2433 code for a protein of 810 amino acids. Lineage: Eukaryota; Fungi; Ascomycota; Eurotiomycetes; Chaetothyriales; Herpotrichiellaceae. Gene Ontology annotation, biological process: cell division.